Molecule: messenger RNA, 679 nt
Organism: Entelurus aequoreus (snake pipefish)
Lineage: Eukaryota; Metazoa; Chordata; Actinopteri; Syngnathiformes; Syngnathidae
Product: bone morphogenetic protein receptor type-1B-like
Exons: 4
Coding region: 266-679 (137 amino acids)
Cellular component (GO): membrane
Molecular function (GO): transmembrane receptor protein serine/threonine kinase activity
Source: RefSeq, a predicted model, not a curated record
AAGCAGCUAGAAGUGCCUCAGCCCCCGGUGUGUUCAGCUGUCUCUGCCUUGGUCGUGGACUCGCUCGCAUUGCGGCGGCCGGAACCCACUCGUACGGAAGUACUCUGCCCCCUGCCGUCCCACACACCCUCCCUUCCCCUUUACACUUAGAAAAUCCACACACCGUGCAUAGAGAGGCAGUGCGUGUGGUGUGUGCCGGGUGCUGCCGUGUGGACUUGUGCAGCGCCGGAAGGGGGAGCAGAGCGCCGGCGGGCCCACUCUGACCAUGCCAGUGUGGGGGGGAAGGCUGAAGCGCAGUCUGCCUCUCUGCCUCCGGAGCCCCAAUCCUGUGCUGCUUCUGCUGCUGCUUGGAAGCUUCUCUCUGCACACGCCUGCGCAAGGCAACAUAUUGGACAGCAUGUUACUGCGCGCGUCCAGCAAGGAGGCGUCGGAGGGCAGGAAGGAGAGCGGCGGAAGCACGUCCACCGCUUCCUCGUCGCAGAGACUCCUGUGGUGUCACUGCUACCACCACUGUCCCGACGACUCCGUUAACAACACAUGCAGGACUGACGGUUACUGUUUUACCAUGGUGGAGGAAGAAGGAGGUGUACCAGUCUUGAGUGCAGGCUGUCUGGGGCUUGUUGGGUUUGAGUUUCAGUGUCGAACCACCUCUUUUUGGGCUGAUUUGGAUCAUAUCUGA